AUGUCAAGCGCAGUUUUAUACGAGAUAGGCUGGGAUGAAGGUUUUGCAAUUCCCGUGGCCAAUGCAGAAAAUAAAGCAUUACAGGAACAGGUGCAAAGGAAACAAAAAGAAAAUUCGAACUUGGAGAAUAAAUUCAGGGAGCACAAAGACAAGAUCCAAGCCUUAUCUGACCAUCUGAAAAAUGUCAGACAGGAACUUUCUCACACCCAGGCACUCUGCAGAGCUGUGGAGAAGGAGACAGAGUCUGAGACGCAUUUCAAAGCUGUGGCAGAAAGAGAAAUGGGCCGCUUACGGCAAGAAAUCGCUCAGCUGGAGAAUGAGCUGGGAACACUGAGGGAAAGGAAGAAUGACCAGGAGAACAGUAUCUUCAAAGCCACUCAGAAACUAGAGGAGCUCAAGACCCAGCUGAACUGGGAUCAGCAGACCCUGGACACCUGGCUUCAGGAAUCUGCACAGAAUGAUGAGGACACCAUGGCCAUUCUGAAAUAUGCCCAACAAGAUGAGAGCAGGAUAAAGGAGCUGACUCUGCGCAUUGAGAAGAUGACCAUCGAGGCUAACCAGAAGCGCAAGGCCCUGGAAAACGAACGGACCGAGACAAUGACAGCACAGAUUGGGCUUGAUAAGACUGCGGAGACUUUGCGUCAAGCACACAUGGAGCGCCAGGAGCUCAUUCGCCAGUGGGAGAACACCAUUGAUCAGAUGAGGAAGAGGGAUCAUGAACUACAGCAGUGUGCACUGUUAAUCUCCCAGAUGAACCAGGAAGUCCGGGAGAGACGGGGCUUGGUAAAGGAAAAGAGGAACUUCCUGGACAGCCAGGUGGACAACAACAAGGAAUGCGAGAAGAAAAUCGCAGCUGCGGAGCGGCUGGCAGCCAAACUGAGGGCAGAAUUCCAGGAGCUGGAGAACAACCGCACUCGGCUGCAGGAUGAGUUGGAAAGCUUGAGGGGAAAUGUGGACCAGGCGACCACAGCUGUAGAGGCUACGAGAUCCAAGCUGGCUGGAAUGAAAAAAGAAAUUCAGGACAAAACUAAAAAGUUGGAAAACACCAAGCUCCACAACGCCGCUCUGGAGGAGAAGCUGGAGAAUGUGACGGAGUCGGCCGUCAGCGUGGAGGAGAGGGCUGCGCAGUUGGAGCAGAUGCUGAAGGAGGAGGAGCAGACCAGCAAAGAGAUCGAAUCUCAGUUGCACCGGCAGCAGACGAUACUGUCCCGCAAGACGCAGGAGUUGCAGACGUUGAAAUCCAAGGAGAAGACCGUGUUGGCUGAGAUCUCUGGGACCCGGGCCACCUGCUCCAACCUCAGCAGCCGGCUGAAUAAGAUGGAGCAGAAUUCUCUGAAACAACAGGAGAUGAUUUACAGCAAGGACUUCCAGAUCCAGCUCCUGGAGAAGAAGCUGUCGCGACUGAGAGGGGAGGAGAACACGGAGGAGGAGAGAGCCCUGAGGGAGAAGGAGUCCGAACUGGCCAAGACCCUGGAGGAGGAGAAGAAGACCGCCAAAAUGCUGGCGCAACAGCUGAAAAAGCUACAGGAUGAGAUCCGCUGUGCAAGGAAAGACACUGAAAAGACCGGGGCUCAGAAGAGAGAUCUCACUGAGAAGAUUGAGGAGCUGAACCUCUUCAUCGACACUUCAGAAAAGGAACUCAAGAAGCUCCGGCUCAAAAAGCAGGAUACCAUGGUGGAAGACAACAUUCUCAAACUGGAAGUCAAGCAUCUGAGGGACCUGCUGUACGACAAGGCAGACAGCGUCCUCUCCCUGGAGAAACAGAGGCUACGGCUGCAGACGGCCAUGAAGGAGAGGGAGGUGGAGAUCAACAUCUACAGGGAGAUGCUCCAAAAGCAGGUCAAAAUCGCAGAGCAGGAACGUCAAAGGCUAAGUGCUGAAGUGCACGAGAGACUCUCAAAAAUUGACAAGAUGAGGAGGAAGUACGAGAUCUUGACAGUUUGCAUGGCAGCCCCUGAGGGAGAGGAGGAGAAGUCUCCGGCUUAUUAUGUGAUCAAGGCUGCGCAGGAGAAAGAAGAGCUCCAGCGCAAAGGAGAUGAUUUGGAUGCCAAAAUUCGAAAGGCAGAGAAGGAAAUCCAGGCUUUGGAAAACACCCUGCAGGUUGUCAGCAGUCACAACGCAGCGUAUCGCAAGGCGUUCAGCAAAGUCACUGAGUCAAGUGAGGAGUAUCAAAAGAAGCUAAAGCUUGAGGAACAAAAGAGGGCCAUGGAUGAGAAUUAUCUCUACAAGAGAAGGCAGAUCAGAGAACUCCAAGAAGACAUUCAGGGUAUGAACAAUGCUCUUGAUGGCCUGCUGAAGGAGGAAGCCGUGCAGCACAAAAAGACUGACGAAACUCAGUCUCAGCUCCUGUCCCUGGACAAAGAGCUCGGCUCUCAGAAAGAAAAGCUUGACAGGGUCACCAAACAGUGUUCGAAACUUACCAGGGAGAUUCGGUCAGCCAAACAGACCAAAGGGAAGACCUCGGAGGAGCAUGACAUUGACCUUCGUGAGCUGAAGGACUUCAACAAGAUGGUCAACAAGGUGCUUCUGGAAGCAAUGGAUGAGCAUCCUGACCUGAGAUCAGUGCUGCAGACAUACUUUCAGGAGGCCAGCCUGCCCCUGCCAACGUCAGUGUCCACGUCAGCCAGUCGGCAGGGCUCAAAGCCUUCCUCAGCUCGGAGUUCUGUGUCGUCUGCCAGGUCAUCUGGCUCUUCCUGUGGUAGUGGACCCAGGGCCUCAGCCCUGCAGUCUCCCCAUGUGACGACGGUCGACCUGGGGCUGCAGCUGGCAGUAAGGAGCCCUCCCCUCAGCGCCGCUUCCUCACACGACUCCAGUCGCGGCAGCUCCGCCGCCAGCAGCACCAGCAGUGCCCGCAGCCAGAAGUCCCAGCGCAAAAGCCCAUAGAACCACCACU
Megalops cyprinoides (Indo-Pacific tarpon) is the source of this 2893-nucleotide messenger RNA. Its product is annotated as coiled-coil domain-containing protein 39-like. The record is from RefSeq and is a predicted model, not a curated record. Lineage: Eukaryota; Metazoa; Chordata; Actinopteri; Elopiformes; Megalopidae. The transcript is spliced from 20 exons. Gene Ontology annotation, biological process: cilium movement; cilium-dependent cell motility; inner dynein arm assembly. Gene Ontology annotation, cellular component: axoneme. Bases 1 to 2883 code for a protein of 960 amino acids.